Oryzias melastigma (Indian medaka) is the source of this 3413-nucleotide messenger RNA. Its product is annotated as protein phosphatase 1 regulatory subunit 37. The record is from RefSeq and is a predicted model, not a curated record. NCBI's taxonomy places the organism in Eukaryota, Metazoa, Chordata, Actinopteri, Beloniformes, Adrianichthyidae. Gene Ontology annotation, molecular function: protein binding. The transcript is spliced from 12 exons. The coding region runs from base 1754 to 3100 and encodes 448 amino acids.
AUUUUAUUAACAAAAUUUUGUAUUCGUAAAACUAAAUUCAGUAAUAAAACUCUUAAUUUAUUUGAAUUGAUGACCAAAUUAGAGAUUAUAUAGACACUAUUUCUUACAAUACUAAUAAAAUAGGAAUUAAUUGAUUAAUUAAUUAAUUAUCUGAUUUAUCUUUAUACAUGACAUUUGAUUCAAUAAAGUUUAUUUUUAUUGCUUUUGUAUAAAAUAAAAAAAAUGUUUUUUUUUUAAAAUGUAUUCAUGUUCUUUACUUUAUGUCAUCUACAUGUUCUGUACAAAAAUAAUAAUUGUAUUAUUUUUUUGUUGUCGUUGAUAUAAUUAUUAUAAAUCAUUAAAAAAUAAUUAAAUAAAUUCCCAUCCUACAAUAAAUAAUGUACAUAAUUUUAAAAAGUGAUAUUAGCAAAAACAUAUAAAAUUCUAGUCUGAAAGUUUUUUCUUAAGAAACAAAAAAAGAUUAAAUAUUGUCAGGAAUUCUUUCAACGAAUAUCAAAUAAAAUAUUAUUUACUUGGCUUUUUUAAUUAGUUUUACAACACAAAGUGCCCAAGAAAAUUAAAUUCACCUUCUCACACACAAUAACUUAAAAAUAGGAACAUAGCAGGAACGAUUCUAGAAGACAAUCAAAGUGCAGGAGAAACUGUAGCAAAAAAAAAAAAAAAAAAAUAGAAAUUAAAAUAAAUUAAACUUUCAAUAAAACAUCAAAGCUUAAAUAAAUGUUCUGAUCAUGAAAAUAUUCCUAAAUGAAGAGAAGAGAAAAAUAAUUUGAGGUAGCCUAUUUACUAACUAAAAAAUAAAGAGCACAAAUAAUAUAUAUUUUAAAAGUCUAUUCAAAGUAUGAUCAAUCUAAAAAUAACAAACAGGUCUUUAGUCUCUUUUUAAAAGUCUUCAGGGAGCCUAUAAUACAGAAAAGGCCUCACCCUGGGAGCGAUUCUUUAAUCUGUACACUGGCCUCAACAUGACGAUUUGAAGACUCGUUAAAACUAAAGGAAUUCAGUUUAAAAAAUUAAAAAAAUAAAAUCCAUAGUUACUCCUUUCAAGAGGUCUGUUUUAUUUCUUUCAAGGGACUCCAGAUAGAAAUUAGGCUAUAAUCUGCCAUAUUUACAUUUCUUUUAGUGUUCAUUAAUAUGCAUUGUCCCUUUCUCAAUAAAGUUAAUGAUCAGACUGACGUGCACCAACCAAAAUGACGAAAAUCCCAGCUGUUUACCUGUUUUUCAUGUGCACUUGCACUCGUUGCAUUAAUAAAAUCAUCUAUUUCUGGAUAAAACAAAGAUCUGCUGAAUUUGAUAUCGAGUCAACAAAAUCAACAAGUCUUUCAGCUUUAAAAUGGAUGGUCAAAUUUCUGAUUCCAUCAGGUUUUUCAUUUUAACAUUUUCUAAAAGAAUAUUUUUGGAGAUUUUAUCGGAGCAUCAAUGUCUUCACACCUAAACUAAAGACAGAAUAUGAAGAUGACAAAGACAGAUGAAGGUCAUCCUUCCUCACACACAUUCUGUUGUUGUUUCCAGAAUUUGUCCAGUUGUGUUUCUUCAUAAAAAGCAGGAGAAACUUUGCUUCAGCAAACAUCUCGCUUGCCUGCGCACCCUUGACUCCUGCUGCAAAUGCUGCAUUAGAAUAGGUGCCACAUCGUGGAGGGAGCUGCUUUACCUGUUUGUGCACAAAGUACAAAUCAGAAGAAGCUGAGUGAUGUCUCCACACAGGAGAGAAUGAUGCCAGAGCUUAGCUGACAUUCUGUUUGGAGAUUUAAAGCCAGAGAUGACGCGCUGCAGCGAGCAAGACGAGCAUGCAGAUGAAGCCAACAAACUGCAGAAGAGGAGAAGCAAAAGUGGAAAACAUGUGUCCUUCCCCCCCGAUGAGCAGAUUGUGUCCAGCUUUGUUGAGGACAGAGACAGAGCAAGUGAGCACUGUGUCACCAUGGAGGAGGUGCUGGAGGCCUACCAGCAGAGCUGCAGCAAACACCAAGUCCAACCCAAGGAGAGAAUCCUGCAGCAGCUGCAGCAGGGGGGGUGUGUAGGUGGCAGCGUGGAACGCCUGGAUCUGAAAGGUGAGCGAUUAGACCACCGCUCCUGUGAAGCUCUGGAAGCCGUCCUGAAAUCGUUGCACUUUGAUUUCAUCAAUCUGCAGGCAGCCCAACUGGAGGAAAAUGGAGCGUCGUCCUUGCUGGAUAUGAUUUUGUACUACGAAUCGACAACAUAUCUUGACGUUUCUGACAACACCAGCAUGGGAACAUCGGCUUGGAGGGCCCUCGCUCAUUUAAUAAAGCAGAGUGUGCGUCUGUCCCGGCUGGACGUGUGUAACGUGAGUCUGGUCGACUACCCGGCCCGGUCUCUUUCCAAGGCUCUGCUGACCAGCCGGCUCUCAGUGCUGCACCUUCACAACGCCCAGCUCAGCGGCACGCCACUGUUUACGCUGGUCGGUGCGUUAAAAAAUAACCGAGCCUUGCGAGAACUUCACCUCUCGGACAACCUGCUGAACAGCUACCAGGAUGCCAUGCAGCUGGGAGACCUGCUGCGCUUCAACACCACCCUCCAUACUCUGGGGCUUAGCAACAACAUAGUUGCAGAUGCUGGGUUGGAGGAGCUGUGUGACGGCCUGUCCAGACAGACAGAAGGUCUGAAGGUUCUGCAGCUGCGCAACAACCACCUGACUGAGAGCGGCAUGGAGCACCUGGCCAAAGUUUUGCCAGGGCUGAAGGUCCUGCAGGUCCUGGACUUGGGGGAGAACUCCCUGGGGAACGAGGGUAUCCAGGUGAUCAGGGAGCCCCUGAUUGCAAACAAUAAGUUGAAGGAGCUUGGCCUGGCACGAACAAGCAUCACCUGUGAAGGCGCCGUGGCGUUGGCUGAAUUCAUCGCAGAGAGUCGUCACAUCCACAAACUGGAUCUCCGUCAGAAUCAGGUGAGACUCGGAGGUCUGAUGGCCCUGAGUCUGUCCCUGAGGAUCAACCGCUCUCUGGCUUUCCUGGAUGUGGAUCCAGUUCCUCCAGAGGAACAGGACGAGUUCCUGGUGGAGAUGCAGAUGAAGCUUCAGGGAGAGAUCACGCAGCGCUGCCUCGCUAACGCCAGCCGCCUCGGCCUCCCAACGGAGACGAACUCUGAGACCUGAGAGGAACGGCUGGUAGACUCGCACUCGGGAAGAAGCUCAGGACAUCUCAGAGAAAAUAUUAUCACUAUAUAAACAUGAUUAGGGGCGGGGCAGUUCCCACAGCUCAACCUGAGAACUUCACCUCAGCUGAGAACCUUUUGAGACCUUUGAAAAACCACAUUUUGUCAACUUUCUUUACAGAUUUCCUCAAAUUUCUUUUUGUUUCAAUGUAAACAGGAUGUCCUGCAAUUUGGUUCAAGAAUCUCUAAGAAAUUCCAUGAAGUUCAGGUAUAAAUACUAUGUAAAGACGAUCAAUAAAAAUAUAAAUCAGUUA